Molecule: messenger RNA, 1045 nt
Organism: Thermothielavioides terrestris NRRL 8126
Lineage: Eukaryota; Fungi; Ascomycota; Sordariomycetes; Sordariales; Chaetomiaceae
Exons: 1
Coding region: 157-765 (202 amino acids)
Source: RefSeq, a predicted model, not a curated record
UUGCCAUCCAGCUCACAUUGUCGCCUUGUUGUCUUGAGCCCCAGCAUUUCUGGUCUCUGCUCGCGUCCUCUUUUCAACACCAAUCCUCCUUAGCAAGGUUUCAAUGACCCAGCAAAACAAAUACAGUCAAUAUCGUUAUUUUUCUUCUCCCUCAUCAUGGCACCCAAAUCCAAGGACGACAUCGCAUCCAGCAUCGCCAAGUUGUCGCUGAAAACCGCCGAACUCGACAAAACCGCGGCGGCAACCUCCCAACCGCGCCGCCCAGGACCGCAGAAGAAGAGCAGCCCCGUCGCGGACAGCUGGGAGGACGAAGCCGACGACGACAGCGACGCAGUCGCCUCAGACGCAGAGGCCACGCCCGUCGCCAGCACCAGCACCGCCGGCAUCGCCGCCCCGCCACCAACCCCCCUGUCGCCCGUCGCCAGCACCACGAAGCGGCCACUCUCGCCCUCCGCUCUCUCACCAGCGCCGGGCUUCGGCAACACCCCCCCCUUCGACGGCUCAGGCGCCGCCCCGCCGCCGCCUGCGGGCAGGCAAUCGGCCGCGGAGGGCCCGACCAGGCGGCCCGAGAAGACGGACGCGGUCGCGCAGCGCAUGAUCGCGAGCGCGCUGGGUAUGCGGGCGCCCAAGCGGACGGAGGAGCAGAAGGCGUACGAUAGGGCCGUGCGCGAGAAGGAGCGCAAAAAGCGCGAGGAGGAGAAGGAGAAGGAGCGGAAGCGGGAGGAGGAGAUCGCCAAGGCGAGGCAGGCGAUAUGGGACGACUGAGCCGGCGCGUUGGGCGAUCUGCCGUUUUGGAAAGGUGCUGCUUGGGUCAGGAUACGUCGUUGGAUAAACUGGGAUCGGACUCCUAUGAUUUGGUCGAUCUUAUUGGUAAUUCUUGUGUCGAUAUAGUCCCAAGACUUGUCUCCUGGCGACAGGGCUUUCCUCGGAGCGAGCCGCUUUCUUGCAGCCACCGACACGUUGUGUUUAGCCUUGGUUAUGCCCUGAGCUGCCAAGUCAGCAAGUAGGAACGGUAUAAAACGAGACAAUGAGCUUUACGUGACUC